CGCGGCGGGCUCCGGCCCUCCGAGCCGCGGCGGCUCGUUGUCAGGGGCGGCCCGGGCCCGCGGCUGCCGAGCGCGCCGGUUGCUAAGGCCGGGCCGCGGGCUGCUCGCUGGACUGGAGUUGCAGGUUUCUUACCUCUAAGGCUUUUCCAGCCAUGCAUCUUGCUACUCACAUAAAUUUCCUGUAUUCCUGGCAAAAGACUCAUGUGUAUUCACAUUCCCGAUCUCUGUGUUUCGGUUCAAACUCCUGAACUUACCACGCUGCGAGCCAAAACUAUACAGUAAAGGAAGAUGACUCUUUGAGGGACUGACUCUAUGGAGAGGGGUCCAUAGCUGGUACAUAGGAGGAGAAUGAACCCUCCAAAUGGAUUUUCCCAGCAUGCAGUGGCAUGUAUUACUUCGAGCACAGUGGGCAGAGUACUACAGGACCAGCAAGUGAAGAAGACUGGUGGAGCUAUGAGGAAGGAGGCUGGUGACAGCAGGGUGCUUGCACUUGAGGACCAUCCAGACAUAGAAUCCUUUUUAAAUGACACCUUAAGAUUUCCCCCUGAUGAAAUCAAACCCAAUAUGAAGAUUAAAUCUGUCACUCCAAAGCCUCCCAGGAAACCCAGGCUAGCGCGAGCAUCAUCUCUUGAUGAGAAAAGCUGGAGGAGGAGGAGAGUGUUUAGAAUGAGUCUGGAAAAUCUGAUCGAUCCCAAUGAGACAAGCUCCUCCAAUGGCUCUCUCCAGGAGUCGUCCCUGAGUCAUCCCACCAGGAGCAGAGUGGUACUCAAUGGCGAACAGGGUUCUUUGCACAACUUGCAGGAUGCCCCGGAAGCGAGCCCUUAUGGGAAGAACAAGGGUAGCAUUUCAGAUUCCGAGAAACAGGUCUCUGAGGUUCCCAGUGCCUCUGUGGGGCUUAUGCAGGGGAAAGAAUCUUCAGGCAGCAAACCCCGGCUGUCCAAAAUAACACCCCCUCGACCACUGCCCCCCCUGGAACUCAGCGUGGCCUCUCACGUGCUGAGGACAGCUAAUAGGAUCGACUCAGAUUAUAUGGAUUACCAACAUUAUUCUCAGAGCAGGUUUGAAAGGUUGAGCAGCAGCCUGAGUGACACCGGGCUUCACAACCGUGGGAUGGUCUGCGAUAGCUGUUCCACAGACUCCAUGAAGUCUACGUUCAGCCUGCUCACCCCUCUUCGUGCCAAGGAUGUUCGAAACAGAAGCUAUUUGGAAGGCAGUCUUCUAGCUAGUGGUGCAUUGCUGGGAGCAGAAGAACUGAGCAGAUAUUUCCCUGAUCGGAGCAUUGGAAUAUUUGUGGCCACCUGGAAUAUGCAAGGCCGGAAGGAACUUCCAGAGAAUCUGGAUGACUUCUUGUUCCCAUCGGAUCCUGACUAUGCCCAGGACAUGUAUGUUGUUGGCGUUCAAGAAGGCUGUCCAGACAGAAGAGAGUGGGAGAUCCGUCUGCAGGAGACGCUGGGGCCCCAUUACGUCAUGCUGUACUCAGCUGCACACGGAGUUCUCUACAUGUCAGUGUUCAUAAGAAGAGACCUCAUCUGGUUCUGCUCAGAGGUGGAAUAUGCCACUGUGACCACUCGCAUUGUGUCUCAGAUCAAAACGAAGGGAGCCCUGGGAAUCUGCUUCACGUUCUUUGGGACUUCCUUCCUCUUCGUCACGUCCCAUUUCACAUCGGGGGAUGGUAAAGUGUAUGAGAGGAUACUGGACUACAAUAAAACCAUCCAAGCACUUGCACUUCCCAAGAAUGUCCCGGAUACAAAUCCCUAUCGAUCCAGCCCUUCUGACGUCACAACUCGGUUCGACGAGGUGUUCUGGUUUGGAGACUUCAAUUUCCGACUAAACAAGGAUCGUGAGAGCGUGGAUUCAAUCCUGAACCAGCAUCUGGAAAAAGACCUGUCCAAGCUACUGCAGUAUGACCAGCUCAUUAAAGAAAUGAAUGAUGGGGCUAUUUUCAAAGGGUUCCAGGAGGCUGCCAUUCAUUUCCGUCCUUCCUAUAAGUUCGAUAUAGGGCAGGAUAGCUACGACACCACUUCCAAGAAGAGGACGCCUUCAUACACGGAUCGAGUGAUCUACAGGAGCCGUCACAAGGAUGACAUCCAUGCCGUGAAGUACUCCUCCUGUUCCGUGGUCAAAACGUCAGACCACAGGCCAGUGUACGGGCUGUUCCGGGUGAAAGUCAGGCCCGGCAGAGACAACAUCCCACUCGCUGCAGGGCAGUUUGACAGAGAACUUUAUUUAAUUGGAAUAAAGAGACGAAUUACAAGGGAACUUCAGAAGCGGCAGGAGAUAAAGGACCAAAAAUCCAGCAGAGUCUGUACUGUUUCCUGACCUUAAAGCCCAGCAACAAGCUUGUAAAUGGUGCCCUGGAGGAGGAUUUCAGACCCAGGCAAAGACGACUUGAUUCCAUGUCUGCAGAGGUACAGCUUAAGAGGAAGGGGUCUCGGUUUGAGUACCAGUUGCUGUGGCCUGUGCUAAAUGUCUUAAACUUCAGCUCUCAAGUUUCAUUUGCAUGAGCUAAUCCAAGGAACUUGAGUGCUUUAUUGCUGAAGAGGAAGGGAGUAAAUAUUCAGAACAGACGCCCUUGCUUAUUCAGUCAGGUCACUUUUAGCAAAACUUCCUUUGCAAGCAACAGGAUGCAGUUAGGUGGUGAUUCUGGCCAUACCCAAGACAAGAUGCCCCAUUGGGUGCAUUGUAUUACGAGCGGUCUUGGAUUGGAGCGGUUACUCAAGGACAUUUUGCAAAAAGGAGAUAAUUGUGGUUCCAUCUGUUCUAUUCAGUCUGUUCCGGAUACUUGCUUUGUAAGUAUCCAUCUCAGGAGGGCAUUGAUGUCAGUCGUUUAUUUCUUUCUUUACCUAUAGCCAAAUGUAUUCUGUAAAAUACCUAAGGGGACCAACUAGAGAACCUGAGCAGUCUCUCUCCCAGGUUGAUGCUUGCUCGUAAUAGUUUUGCUGUUGUGGACCUCUGCAGCAAGAUCUGUAUGGAUGUACAGUAAUCAAAGUGCAUUUGAGAUGGCCUUUUAAUUAGUAUUUAUUUUUACUACUUCUGUUGUUGCUAAGGGUGCAUAUUAAUCUCUCAAACGAGCACAUGUCCUCAGAUAAAGUCAGACUUUCUGAACCAAUGUUCAUAUCAUAAUUUAUGGAUCCUCUGCAGUGGAGAUCCAGUUUCUACUUCAGUGAGAAAUCGGCUACAAGCGUGCAGCAGCAAGAGACACUGCAGCUGAAAUCAGUGGCCUCCGUGGCGUUAAUGUAUAAAAAUCCAGCAAAAAGUGAUUUAUGGUAGAAGUAAAAGCUGCACUAAAGAAAGCUACUUUGGGGUGGGAGAAAAACGUGUUUUGACCUUUAGGAGAUAUUCAGAGCAAGAACCAGGAAUCAGAAUAACUCAGUUCUGUUCUUUCUCUGAUUCUCAGUUUGGAGAAGUUAUGUCCCCCGCGUUUCCCAAUCAGCAAAAUGUGGAUUCUUCUGGAGGUAAAGGCACUCUUAAGUGUCAAGUAUUACACUGGUAAAAUGUACGUGACAGUUAAUACAGUAAAACUUCUCAUGGGCAUACCUUGCUUGAAUCAUUAGCUAAAGCUAGCACUUUUUAAACCACAUUACUACUGAAAAUACAAAGCAAAUGAUUUGGAGGAAGCUCCAUUGUAAUUAGGUAUUUUGCAAUCACCUACUUCCACAAUAAACCUUUGGAUGAAAAGAUA
Messenger RNA from Caretta caretta (loggerhead turtle), 3682 nucleotides. It is a transcript of the gene INPP5E, whose product is annotated as inositol polyphosphate-5-phosphatase E. Gene Ontology annotation, cellular component: axoneme; Golgi apparatus; nucleus. NCBI's taxonomy places the organism in Eukaryota, Metazoa, Chordata, Testudines, Cheloniidae. Gene Ontology annotation, molecular function: inositol-polyphosphate 5-phosphatase activity; phosphatidylinositol-4,5-bisphosphate 5-phosphatase activity. The record is from RefSeq and is a predicted model, not a curated record. Gene Ontology annotation, biological process: phosphatidylinositol dephosphorylation.